UGUCAUACAGGAGAUAAGUUGUCUCUCUAUAAAGGACACUAUGCAAAUCGUGGCAUUCUUGUAGCAAUAUCAGCAACAGGACCAGGCAAAGGAGGUGGUUUGUUGGAAAGGCCAACCAUAGAAAAAACUACUCCUGGUCGUGAAUCUGAAUUUGAUUUGAGGAAAUCUAGGAAAACAGCACCUCCAUUCCGUGUUAUAUUGCACAAUGACAACUACAACAAACGUGAGUAUGUUGUCCAAGUUCUGAUGAAAGUUAUCCCUGGAAUGACUCUUGAUAAUGCAGUCAAUAUCAUGCAAGAGGCCCAUUAUAAUGGCCUAGCUGUCGUAAUCAUUUGUUCGCAAGCAGAUGCCGAGGAACACUGCAUGCAGCUAAGAGGCAGCGGUCUCAUAAGCUCAAUUGAGCCUGCAAGUGGUGAGUGCUGAAUUCAUGGUGGUAAGUCAUGUACAGAUGAAUCCUAAUACCAGGCUUCUCUGAUUAUAUGUACAUUCAUGAUAUGGAUAAUGAUGGUGUAUUUGACAAUAAUCAUACCGAAAGAGAUGGAGCAUAUGGUAUUACUGGAUGUAAUCCAGUUAGGCUGUAUAUAGGAUUAAGUUGCCCUAACUUUUGGGCUUGAUAUUACAGCUACUCUCCUUUUUAUGGUCA
Messenger RNA from Phoenix dactylifera (date palm), 643 nucleotides. Lineage: Eukaryota; Viridiplantae; Streptophyta; Magnoliopsida; Arecales; Arecaceae. The record is from RefSeq and is a predicted model, not a curated record.